Messenger RNA from Anolis carolinensis (green anole), 6164 nucleotides. It is a transcript of the gene irf7, whose product is annotated as interferon regulatory factor 7. Gene Ontology annotation, molecular function: DNA-binding transcription factor activity, RNA polymerase II-specific; protein binding; RNA polymerase II cis-regulatory region sequence-specific DNA binding. The transcript is spliced from 12 exons. Lineage: Eukaryota; Metazoa; Chordata; Lepidosauria; Squamata; Anolidae. Gene Ontology annotation, cellular component: nucleus. Gene Ontology annotation, biological process: immune system process; regulation of transcription by RNA polymerase II. The record is from RefSeq and is a predicted model, not a curated record. Bases 238 to 1974 code for a protein of 578 amino acids.
GCUUCGUCUCUGAUUGGCGGGCGAUGGUGAUCACGACCAAUCAGAGGCCUCCAGGCUUUGCAAUAUAAAGCGGCGCGCGGAGCCGGGCGAUUAUGUUUAUGUUUUCUACCAUUCCACACCUCACCUGCAAUAGCAAGAAUCCGGCAAAGAGAAAGAUUCUUCUAUUAAUCAACAAGACAUCAAGUACCGCAAGCCCAGAAGUCUCCGUUCAUUCCUAUUCCAACUCUUGAACCCAUAAUGGCCGCAGCAGCAAACAGAAAUAACCCACAAAAGAUCUGCUUUUUUGAUUGGCUGGUCAAUGAGAUCAACAGCAGAGAAUAUUGGCUCGAUGAGGCCCAUACAAUCUUUUGCAUCCCCUGGAAACACAAUUCAAGAAAGGAUAUUGUAGCUGAUGAUUACAGGAUUUUCAAGGAAUGGGCUGUAGUCAGCAAAAAAUACAAUGAACAUCAACCAGACCCAAGCAAAUGGAAAACCAACUUCCGUUGUGCUUUGAACAGCACAAAGAAAUUUAAAGAACUGAAGUCGAAUAAUCCUGAUUAUCAUGUGUAUAGAAUCAUCUCUCACAAUGCUGCACAUGCUGCCAACCUUCCUGCUGAUAGAAGGAACGAUGGUGAUCAUGAGAAUGAUAUGUUACGUAUUAGCCCUUCCAGUGAAGGAGUUCAAGGUUCCGACCAGACGACACCUCCACUUCAGCAGGAGAUAAACAUUGCCUUUGAAAUGCUGUCAUUGGAAAAUCCAGUCCCAGGACUAAAUGUGAAUACAGAUGAAAAUGUUUACCAGUGUAGCAGUGAUACGCUCCAGUGGGUUAUGCAGCAAGCCAACAUGAAUAUGGAUGAAAUUCAGACAGUCUCAUGGGCUCCUUCUCCCAGUGAUCAUCCCAUAGGUGAAGUUGCUUAUCAACAAAACAAUACCUAUGCUGUCCCUCAUGUUGAUCAAACUGGCUACCACCACUUGAGGAAUAGAGCAGUGAAUGAGACAGUUGAAAAUAGGUAUUAUGAAGAGCCAUCUAAGUGGCUGCCUGAAAUCACAACAGAUGUGGUGCAUCAAUCAACUGCCACACUUGCAGUGCAACAGGCCCAACAAAACUCCCCUGCCCCAAAUCAGCUUAAUCAUUUGGUAGCUGAUGCCCUUGGUAAUGAGAGCUGCUUCAUUGAAAAUAUGUUCAUGGAUGAAGACCCUCUUGCAAAAGGAGUGAUGAUGUGCAAUGCAGCAAGCCAACACACCAUGCUGGAGCAGAGCCCAUGUCCAUUACCCGUUGCACCCCCAGUUGAGCAGCCUCCUGCCCAGACUACUCUGUUGCAGAACGACUCAGGAAUGCAUCCUUUGAACCUGGGUGUCUCCAUCUAUUACAGGGGGAGUUUGCUCAAUGAAUUAAGAGUGACAGCGGGUAGCUGUUUGUUUACCUACAACAACAACCACACUGCCCAAGUACUAGGCAACCCACAGAUAAUACAAUUUCCAAAUCCCCAGAUGCUUCCUGAUCAGAAGCAAGUUACGCUCACCUUGACUGCACUGCAGAAGGCGGGUUUGCUGCUUUAUCAGAAGAAUUGCAGGCUGUGGGCCAGGCGCCUUGGUCCAUGCAAUGUCUUCUGGGCCUUCUCCAAGCAGCUGGAGAACAUUGCUCAGUACCCCGAACACAGGCUGUUGCAACGGGAGGUAGACACAGAGAUCUUCAACUUUGAACAUUAUUUCCAAGGACUUCAGCAGUUCUAUGAUGGUCAAAGAAGUUCAUGUCCUGAUUAUACCAUCUACUUGUGCUUUGGACAGCGUUUUUCUGCUGCCAAACCUAAGGAGUCUAAACUAAUUUUGGUGAAGUUGGUUCCAGAGCUUUGUAAACAUUGGCACGAACGUGUACUGAGGGAAGGCGUCUCAUCCUUGAACAGCGAAAUUGAGAGCUUGCAGUUUUCCAACAGCCUCUUUGAUAUGAUGGAAUAUCUAACUAGUAUCUGUAGGCCAGCCGAUGAGGAACAUUGAAUGCUCUCUUUCUAGACAUUUCUCCAACACAAGAAAGCAUAAUUGUAAAAGUUCUGUUUUUAGAUCUGGAAUUAUGUCAGACUAUACAUCAUGCAUUGACAGGUUUAGAACUUACCUUAAGUGGGAACUUCCUGUUGUUAAACUACAGGUGAGAAAUAGCUUCACCAAGUCUUCCCAAUAGCCUUUUUAACACUUGUACUGUUAUGUGGUACCACAUUAUGAAUUUCCCCCUGCCAAUGGCAGCCAAUGAUGUGGUUUGAAGCUGAGGAAACCUCAAUUCUUAGGCAAUGGAAUACAGGGAGGGGCACUCUUAAGUAUUGGGGUCUAAACCAUUUAAAGCCUUGAAUUCAUUGAAUUCAGACCUGAAGUAAAGUGGCAGUGAAACAGCCUAAACAGCAUUAGAAAAAGCAUAUUAACGGUUGCUAAACUGGUUUAGCUGGUUAGAUUGUUUGAUAUGUUUUGCUUUUAAUAAUUGUUUUGAAGUGUUUAAAUUGAUUUUAUUUGUACGUCACCUGGAAAUCACUUGAUACAAGGUGGGAUAUAAAUAUAUUUUAAUAAUAAUAAACAACUUACAUUGGUCGUCCUGGCCAAUGGUCAGGGAUGUUAGGAGUUUUAGUUCAGAAUAUGUGAAAGAACACCAUGUAAGGGGUGGGAGGGUUGGGGCUGGAACAUAGUUUUUUAGCCAUUACAAUGCAGAAUUGGGCUUACUAACUCUGUGUUUUUCCAGCUCUAUAGAAUAUGUAUUAUGCAUAUUCCAGACUGAAACUGAGUUGAUAGCCUCGCUCCUUGUGCAAGCGACUCUGCUUUGUCAGAUUUUUCUGGGACAGAUUUGUGGUCAGCUUCACAGACAGCAACACUGUAGUUGCUUCCAUUGUCUUAAUUUUCGAAAGUCUCAUUCUCGGAGUUGUAUGGAGUGUGCAAAGAUAGCAUUGCAGGAUUAAGCUGUGUGGUCUUUGUGAUGUCUUCCAGCUCUGUGGUUCUAAGACAGGCAUGGCAAGCUUUUUUGCCUUGGGGCUACAUUGUGCCUUCUUUGAGCUGUCCUCCCGGCAUAAGGAUGGGGCCACUUGGGAGGAGGUCAAGACACACAGUGGCCUCCAGAGAGCUCUCAGCUGCUACGUGCCUUCCUCCCCCAUCUUUUUGCCAUAAGGAUGUGGUAGGCUGCUGUGUCCUGCCAAGAGGACAGGGAUAAUGAGGAAGCCUGAGGUAAGCACUCGGGGGCUGCAUCCAGCCCCAGGCCUUAGUUUUUCCAUGCCUGUUCUCAGAUAAGCCAUUUGGAGUUGAAACCAGGAUCUGACUUUCCUGGACAGAAGGGUUUCAACUCACCUCGGCUCAUCCCAUAUCCCUUAGUUCUCCCAUCUUCUUUAUUUCUUUUUCAGAGGUAGGGAUGGGGUGGGCUGUAAAAGGGUAAAAAUAGAGAAUUCUGCUUAUUUGCACAUAAUUUGCGGGGGGGAGGGGGUGUGUGACCCAUACUGGUAGGUUGCAGAAAGAUAGUUAGAAAUACUAGUGGGAUGAUCUAUAGCAUUGGUGAUCAAAGUGUAGCCUGUGAGCCCUAUGUAUCACCUUACAGACAUUUUUUGUGGGCCAAAGGGCAUCCUGUUGGUCAAACGCAAACUAUUUUUUUUCCAAAAAUUGUUUUGCUUCACAAUUGCUCCCCAAUGCUCCAUAGGUAACAUAGGAGGCAUUUUCACUAUGCUUUCAGGCAUUGUAAAGCAAAGUUAUUUCCUCUCUUGAAAAUGGUUUCUCGUGGGUCUAAAAUGGGCCAAAGUGAAAAUGCAACCCAUGCUUCCUAGAGGGCAUCUGGGGACAAGAACCUUUUUUGAUUUUUGUAGAGAGAUGCAGUCCUAUAACACAAAACUGUCCAAACUCUGUGUUGCAACACAUUCAUGUGUAGGCUGUAGUGCAGGUGUGUCGCACGAACAUAAUGAGAAAUGACAAAAAUCUUGGAAAUGUUUGUCAUAUAUUUUAAAAUAUAUAAAUGAAAUAUUUUCAUGAGAUGUGUUGUAUUACCAUACAUUUAAUUAUUACAAUUUAUGUAUGUAUUUGUAUCUCUUAUAAGGGAUUGGUUUAACUGAAUCAAUGUGUCACGAAAUGUUGCCUGUCAAAAAAGUGUGUCACCAACAUAUGGAGCCACAAAAUCUAGCCCUUACAUUUGGGGGGUAUUGUGGGGCACCAGUUAUCCACCUCUGAUUUCUACUGUCCCUCCCAUUUCUACUAUCCGGUUCCCAUAUAAAAAAAAAUCCAGUAUGUGAUGCAUCUAAUGUACUCAAGACACUAGCCAUCCUCUUCUAUUGAAUGGCAGGAAUAAAAUUAUUCCUGAAGCAAUGUUUUUGAAAAGUUAUAACUUGCCUUGAGCAUCCAUAUGGGUGACCAAUUAAUUACAUUCAUGGACAGGGACUUUGCCUACUUCCCGAUCUAUCAGGUUGUCCCUGUGAAGUUGGCUUGUUGUGGUCAUCUGAUUCUAGUAAACGUAGCCACAGAUAAUGAUUAGAGGUUCUGGGAUCUAAAGUACAAAACAUCUGGCUCACCAAAUGUUAAGAAGCACUAAUUCUAUUUAUUAUCUAUUAGAGAGGGGAGGGAGAGAAGGGCCCCCAUAUCCUUAGGGCAUAUGUUCCCAGUGGACCAUGGUUAUGUAGAACUGUGGGCACAACGACACCAUUAAUAGACCUAAUGUCUGGUCCCAGCAAGACACAGAACUGUGUUGGAAGACCUAGAUAUAUCUAAAACACUAAUCCACUUAAGAAUUUCCUAGGUCCUCCAGCAUAACUCCUAUGGGAAGUGUACCAUAGAACCAACUGGAGGAUCUAGUAAAUCUUUACUGUGACAAUUUUUCCCCUCUUCCCCAACACUGGGAAGUGAAACUGCUGGUAUUGGGGUCUUACUGUAUAUGUAAUAUUACAUACACAGAGAGAGAGCUUGGAAUUCUGUUUGUUGGUACUAAAUAAAUAGUUUGAAUUGAGAGCCAACACAAGUGUAAAUCCCACUGGGCUUACCCAAGUCAGGAAUACCAACAGUACAUAGGUCACCGUCUGUGGUAGGCAAAGGGGUCCAUAAGCCUGUCUCACUGUUUUUAUGGCCUGAUGGAGCAGAAAAAUCCCUUUUGUAAGGCAAUUUAAAUUACAAUGUUUCAUUUGAGAACCGCCAGAAUCAGUUAUAGCCUUAGAAGUUAUUCACUCUCUGGAUGAAAGCAAUAUCAGAGGCUAUAGAGCUAGUUUAUCUUUAUAAAAGAAUUUUCCUCCUGCCAACCUCAAAGAUAGUCUAGAAAGUCUCAUUACAGAUGUACUUAAAAUAGACUGCACUUCAAUAUGGAUACACAGCUACUUCUCAAAUUCAAACUACAGGCUGUACUGAGCUUCUUGUAUAACAUCUGCUUUUUUAGUGGAACUCAGAGUUUAGUAUUUUUAAAUACAGCUUUUCAAAUGGCUUCCAGUUAAAAUGCUGCUAGCUUAGAAAUGCGACUGUCUGGCAUUGCUAGCAGAAGUGUUCAUCUGAAACAAAAAGCCUUCUGCUAACCAAAAUAGACCUUCUGCCCACAGGAGACUUUUGAUAGACCCAACCCCAUGAAAAGUGGCUGAUCUUUUCAGCAAACACUCACCCAUAUUGCUCCUUUAGCUCUACUAGAGCUGCACAUGUGUUGUAAAUCUAGGGCGAAAAUUAGUGUGUUUCAAGAAUGAGAACUCAUAGGGCCUUUAUUUUACUCACAUGUGAUAUCUUCACCACUUCUAUGGUGAUGAAAUAGCAGCUUCCUCUGAGAAACCUAGUGGAUUCAAUUUGGCAACUUAACAGCUCUUUUCGAGAGCUUCCUCUUGAUUGUUUUUGUGGUAAGGGUUUUAGAUUUUUUUUACGAUGUUAUUCUGGAUACCAGCUUUUAUUUUGAAGGGAAAGAGAAGUAUAAAGUAUUUUGCUGUACUUGCAGUUCUUUUCAUUUUCUGUUAAGUUUGUUUCAUUGAAAAACUCGUAAUUACUUGAUUAAACUGUCUUGAUUUUGAAUGUUACGUUUUAGCUCAAGAUUUUUCUACAUGGGGUCUCUUGGGGCAUACUGAUUUCCUUUAUUUGCAUAUAUUUUUCUUGUAAAAAGAAUUUCUGUUCACCAUGGUGACAAAUCACAUAUACUUCUGUAACCUUCGCUAAUGCAGAAAGCUCUCUAAGCUGGGAUUUCAAAAUGACAUAAAAUAAAAUGACAUUCCACAAUG